Messenger RNA from Stegodyphus dumicola, 3253 nucleotides. RefSeq names its product receptor-type guanylate cyclase Gyc76C-like. Gene Ontology annotation, molecular function: adenylate cyclase activity; protein kinase activity; guanylate cyclase activity. Gene Ontology annotation, cellular component: plasma membrane. Gene Ontology annotation, biological process: protein phosphorylation; receptor guanylyl cyclase signaling pathway; intracellular signal transduction. The record is from RefSeq and is a predicted model, not a curated record. NCBI's taxonomy places the organism in Eukaryota, Metazoa, Arthropoda, Arachnida, Araneae, Eresidae.
GACUGUGCAUAAGAUAUGUCAACUUAUUAUCAAGAUUAUGGCCUGGGACAGGACAUCUCCCAGGUUGUGACUUUCCUUAACGAUCUGUACACAGUGUUUGAUGAUAUCAUCAGCCAUUAUGAUGUCUACAAAGUGGAAACAAUUGGCGACGCUUACAUGGUAGUGAGUGGAUUACCUAUCAGGAAUGGAGAUAACCAUGCUGGAGAAAUCGCCUUCAUGGCACUAGAACUCUUAGAUUCUAUUCGAACAUUCAAGAUUCAACAUAAACCAAAUCAGACACUGAAGCUUAGAAUAGGCAUGCACACAGGUCCUGUAUGUGCAGGUGUUGUUGGUCUGACGAUGCCCCGGUACUGUCUUUUUGGAGAUACUGUCAACACGGCAUCUAGAAUGGAAUCCAACGGAGAAGCGCUGAAGAUACAUAUUAGUCCUCAAUGUAAAGCUUCCUUAGAUAAAUUAGGAGGUUAUUAUACAAGUGAAAGAGGAUUAGUUAAAAUGAAAGGCAAAGGGGAAAUCAGGACAUUUUGGCUUAUUGGCCACUCGAAAGGACCAAGAAAACGCUGUAGUACAGCUUCAGAGACUCUGCCUCCUCAACCUCUCUUCAAUGUUCAUCGAGAAGAAAACAUGAAAAGAAGAAGUCCGAAGCUCAGUGACGCAGGGAGACGAGGUUCACUCGCAGGACGCCGCAACAGUUCAUAUGUCACUUGUGCUGACGAUACUCCACCUUCACCUGGAGUACCAGUCUUCCUGAGAUUAUCUCAGGAAAAUCCUCGUUCUCCAAAACGCCUGUGUCCAGGGCACGGUGAUCCCAAUAAAUUGCUACGUGUGCAAGACCCCGACACAACAAGUUGGUUCGGAAGUGCUUCAGCUAGCAGUUGCGGAGAAUUGUACUGCAUGGAUUCUGCGGGGCGUACAGAUAUCGAUAUUUCUUUCAUCCCAUCUAAGUUAAAAAAACCGAAGCUAGAAAGCAUCGGUUCGGAGGACUGCGACCAGUGCGCUAAUAGUUCCGAGCAUUCUUGUCAUUGCAGGUCUGACGCAGUCGAAUCUAACAACAGGAAUGGUUUGAUCAAUAUUGAUGAAUCUUUGCGGCCACUACUGAGUACGAACAAAGAUUUGAAAGUAGAUCUAGUUUUGCCCAAAGAUACAGAGAAGACGUCAUCUUCUUUACUGAAACCCCCAGUACUGAGACUUCCUUCGAAGAAAUGGCGUUCUUGUGAUGAGAUCAUUCUUCCCAAAGGAUCUCGAAGUUCGCUAAAAGAAUUCUUUACAGGACUUUUAGGGAACAAAACCAAUGAUUCCGACAGUAAACGAGCAAACAAUAUUUCCAUGGCAAGAAUGGCACAAGAUACAUAUAAAGAGGAGAGUUUGGUGUAAUCUGUUUUGAUUACUUGUUAUCUUUGUAUGUCAUAAUUCUCAGAUUUUUCCUUUUAUGAGUAAUUUAAGCGGGUGGGUGAUUUAAUGUCAGAAGAACAUAUAUCUUGGUUGGGUGUUUGAGUGACAUAGUUUUCUGUUGCUACAUAUGUAAGUGAGUUCGUGAGAUCUCUCUACUAUUUCUGGUAGAUGACUAGAAUUAAAUGUAUACCGUUUAUUUCUUUUAUCCCCACGUUUUUCAUACAAUUAAACGUCUCGCCCAACAAGCGUGUUCAUUAAAUUUAUAUCUAUGUACUUCGAUUUUCGUUUUUAAUCUUAAAAAACGGAAAUCGAGUAUAUCCUGUUUUACUUGUUGCUAUAAAACAGUGAACAACAAUUGGACAUUGUGAAGAUUUCAAAAUAAUAUAUUUUUAUAAAGAAUUUAUUUGGAGAUAUGUUUCUUUGAUAUGUUUAUGAUGAAGCUAUGUAUUUUAAAUAAAGAUUACAUUAUGUUGGGUAUAUUCUAUUUUAAAUUAUCAUUACAUUUUGGUUUAAAAAUGCAGUGGAACAAAAUUUUUACUUUUAUGUCUUGGGAUAUCAUGCUUUUAAAUUCAAAAUGAAUGUUUCUAUGCAUUAGAUUUCUAAAAUAUUUAAAUUUUAUACUUCCGCAAAAUACUUUAUGAAUAAACCAUUUUUAAAUCCAUUAUUCUAUACAAAGAAACUGUAAAUAUAACACACUUAUUUUGACUAAAAUAAUAUAAUAUGCAUUCAUGGAAUAUUUUUAACUGUUAAAAUCAGCUCGAGGAGUCUAGCGAAUUAGAAAUUUCUAUCGUAUUUAAUAUUUUAAUUUCUAAGUUAAUACAUUUAAGUAAGUUACGUUCAGGUGAAUUCUUAAUAUUUUCUUUUUUGUUCUGCUUAUCUGGCUAACUGACACGUUUAUUAACAUAAUUGACAUUCCAAAUAUAUUUAUGUGUGCAUAAUGUAUGAUAGUCAUGAAUUAAUUAAAACUGCUUUUUUUACUUGAUAUUACAUUAGUUCUAUUUCUGAAAAUUUUCAUGGAAUGACUUUUAUACUUCAUAAUAAAAUUCAGCUUUAAAUAUAUGUUAAAAAGUAAGAUAUACUUUCCUAACCACUCAAAAAUGGACAUUAAAGGUAAAAUAGUUUAUUUUGAAACGUUUUGCUUACGUCUGAAGAUUUCGACUAGAAAGUGAAGGUACAACUUAUUUUCGCUAUGUAUUCAAUGAUAAAAAUAAUUUUGUCUAAAGAUUCUAAUGUAUUAUUUUAUAAGUCUGAAUUCACCUUAUAUGUAUCUAUAAGAUAAGUUCAAAGUUAUAAAUACUUGCUUAGUUUUAUUAUGUAAAUAUAAAUUAAAUUUCUUUCCCAAAUUAUUUAGUUUUAUUUAAAUAUUUUUAGGUAAAGGCAGCUAUCUUUAUUUCUUUUAAUUUAUAUGUCAAUGUGAUAUGAAAUUUUACGUCGCAUUUGUUUAAAAAAGUUAAGUUUAUUAUAAGAUGUUACGAAGUUUUGCAGUGCAAUAACAGUAUUUUCGUAAAUAAAUAGAGAAUGCAUAAAAGUAUACAAUUUGGAAUGCGAAAUCAAUGUUUUUUAUGUUUUUAAGAAGAACAAUUAGUAUUGUUUCUGUCAGCAUGUUUUUCAGAAGCAGUUGUCGAGCGCGAAAAUGAUUCGUUGUAACAUCAGUGUUUUUGGUUGAAAUGAAGUAAUCCUGUGUACAAUAUGUUUGUCAAGCUAAGAUGUACUUAAAAUAUUGUCACUUUGUAAUGCACGUAUAUAUUGUAAGAUCAGUUGUCUGUAUUAAUGUAAAGAUCCCGUUUAAUAUGUCAGUCGAGAAACAGAUGGUUUCGCUAUUAUAAAGAAAGGAAAGUAAUAAAGUUUAUACUUGUUCAUUUGC